AUGGCCAGAUUCAGAGACUACAAGCUCGCUCGGAACAGGGACAACGGAGGGCCCACGAUGCUGGUGAGGAUGCUGGUCGUGCUGUGCGUUGUGAGCAGCAUGGCCCUCGUCUUGCAACUCAACCUGGCCAAUCAACAGAGCUUCAUGCUCAGGAACAUCAAGGGAUUCGAGGAGCCCCGCGGGUGGACGCCUUCGCCUGCGCCCUCCACGUGCCGCCCGCGCCGCCACCUCGUCUUCCUCAAAACCCACAAGUGCGGCUCCUCCACCAUCCAGAACAUCCUCUUCCGCUACGCCUUCCACAACAACCUGUCGGUGGCGCUGCCGUACUCGGGCGUCUACCUGGACAACACCCUCGAGGGCCAGAGUCUGAAGGUGAAGGAGCUGCGGGACUCGCCCUUCGCGCCGCCGUCGGGCAAGUACCACUUCCUCAUCCACCACACGCGCCUCAACGUCAGGGCCAUCCAGCAGCUUACGUACGACGACUCCCUCUGGAUCACGAUCGUGCGGGAGCCCUCGGCCGUGUUCGAAUCCAUGUUUCAUUACUACCGUCUGCACAAGUUCUACGGCGCGACGUUCGAUCACUUGCUCUGGAAGCUGGAAGGCGGGUUUUCGUCACGCUUCAAGUUGAACAAUAGGUAUAUGGGUCGCCUCGGAAGGAACCAAAUGACGUGGGACAUGGGCCUCGACGACCAGGACCUUCGGCAGGAGGCGGUUCUGAAGGAGGCCCUGAAGCUCCUCGACCACACGUUCCAUUUGGUUAUGCUGGCCGAGCGCAUGGACGAGUCCCUGGUCCUCCUGAAGCACCUCCUCUGCUGGAGUGACGAGGACGUCCUGGUCAUGUCGAGGAACGUGAGGAAGGACCGCUACCGAAGUUACCUCAGCGAGCAGUCGGUCGCGACUCUCGAGCACUUCAACUCCAUGGACGUCAAGUUCUACUCCUUCUUCAGGGACAGGUUCGACAAGCAGGUGGAGGCCUUCGGGCGGAGUCGCAUGGAGGAGGAGGUGGUCAGCCUCCGCGAGUACAGGGACAAGAUGUGGCGUGACUGUGGCAUGAAGGAGGCUCAGCCAAAGAAGCAGGGUUCAGGCUCAGAGAAGGAGCAACAGUAUGUAGUACAGUACCAAGUCCAAAGCAAUGGGUCAAUGAGACAUCGACGCUUCUGCAAAGACCUGGUCCGGACUGGUGUGGAGUUCACGCAGAUUCUCCGUUGGAAACAAUACAGCCGAUACCAUCGUGCCGUCAACAACCCCUGGAAUAUCAGCUGGUCUCCCAAGUUUAACAAGAAGCCCCGAAGGUCUCCGAAGAAAAUUCCCCUAAUCUCUAAGAAGAACAUCCAGAAGGAACGCCAUUCCCAGCACCAUGCUAGGUAGUGUUGAGGCGCAAAGGGAAAGAGAUUUCAAAAGGAUAAAUUUACAUAAACAGGUCUUCCUUUUUUCCUUUCUAUUCAUGCAGGGCUGUCUGCUUCAUCCUUGUUUUGUUAUCUCUUGUUAACACCUAAACUUGCAUUCUGUAUGGUUUAAUUCAGUGAAUACAUACUGAAAUGUUACUCGGGAUUACAACUAUCAAGAUAUCCAUUUUUCUUUUUCCAUAAUUAAGCUCUUUACUAGUAAUGCUCAUACUAUUCCUAUUUACUCCUAUGUAUUUCAAAUUUCAAAUAUAACACAGACUGUAAUAAGAAAGAGUACAAGCUCUUUAACGAACAUUACCAGAUAGGCUGAUGUACUAAAUAAAAUAAAUGUUGAUUCUCAAGAAAGGCUGUGUACAGCUCCUUAUGGCUUGUGUGAGCUGUGAUCUGUGUGUGCAGAGUGAUGCCGUAAAGGUGCU
Messenger RNA from Penaeus indicus, 1822 nucleotides. RefSeq names its product galactosylceramide sulfotransferase-like. Lineage: Eukaryota; Metazoa; Arthropoda; Malacostraca; Decapoda; Penaeidae. Gene Ontology annotation, biological process: glycolipid biosynthetic process. The record is from RefSeq and is a predicted model, not a curated record. Bases 1 to 1368 code for a protein of 455 amino acids. Gene Ontology annotation, molecular function: galactosylceramide sulfotransferase activity. Gene Ontology annotation, cellular component: membrane. The transcript has 10 exons.